Molecule: messenger RNA, 1044 nt
Organism: Adineta steineri
Lineage: Eukaryota; Metazoa; Rotifera; Eurotatoria; Adinetida; Adinetidae
Source: the annotation of a GenBank genome assembly
AUGAUAGAAUUGAGUGAUGAUGAUGAUGAACCUUCAUUUCGUGUACGUUUUGUUAAAGGUAAAUCAAUUGAAAAUAAUAAAAAUUAUUGGGAAGAAUACGAUCCAUUAAAAAAAUCCUGGUUUCGUUUAUGUAACGAAUGUAGAAGUAAAGUUUGUACAGCAUCCGAUUGUUUAUGUAAAAUACAUUAUAAUAAAGAAAAUAAACCAAAAGAUAAAAUACAAUUAAAAUCAAGAAAUAUGAAAACUAAAUUAAAGCGUUUAGAUACAAAAAUUAAAAAGAAGAAUAAUAAUAAUAAUGAUGAUGAUAAACAAAUAAUCCCAUUAGAAGUAAUCAAUGAACCGAAAAUUGAACAAAUGCAAAUAAAUGAAUCAUUACCCAUUGUAAUUUCCGUUUCAACAUCAUUGAAUAGAAAACAAAUCUCUCAAGUCAAAGAAUUUCUCACAAAAUUUCAUAAUGAUUCUCAAUCCGUUCAAUUUACCUGUGAAUCUCAACCUGAUUAUAUUGAUGAUACAACAACUCAUGUUAUUACAAAUGAUUAUGGUUCAUUUACAACCACAGUAUCAAAACAAAUUAUUCAAGCAUGUGUUUAUCAUAUAUUUAUUAGUUCAUUCGAUUGGAUAACAGCAUCAAUUAAACAAUCAUCUAUUGUUGAUCAAUUUCCUUAUGAAAUUUUACGUGAUAAAAAAUCUAUUAAAACUUGUCGUGGUAUUAAACAAUGUCGUUUCGAUAAAUUACCUGUAUUUCCAUCAUUAUACAUUAUAUCUGUUGAAUGUCAUGAUGGUAUAAAAUCAAUGAAUAUGACACGUGAUGAAUUAAUUGAAAUUAUUGAAUUAUCCGGUGCUACAUUAUUAAAUGAUUUUAUUCCAUAUAAAACAUUAAUUAUUCUAUGUAAUUCAAAAAAAGAAAUGCUUGAUAUCAAAAAACAAAAUGAUGAUAAUUUUUUGUUGAUAAAUGAAAAAAAAAUUUAUUAUUGUAAACCCGCCUUUGUAUUUGAUUCAAUUGUGAAACAUGAAGUGCAAUCCAUGGAAAAAUAUUGUUGGUAA